AUGAGCGACUACGCGAUGGCGGCGGUGGCGACCACAGCGGCAUCUCCUGGAGUGAGGCUGGUGAAGGGGGAGGAGCCGCAACACCAUCUCCUACAAUGCGAGAAGUCUGGCGUCGUGUGCUGCGAAGGCGAUGGUUGCGUGGGUAGAGAACCCUGGCCUGUCCACCAUGUGCGGCACAGGGGGAACCUGCGCCGCCUCUGCACCUCCUGCGUCCUUGGGUGCCACCGGGAGUCUUUCUGCUCCCACUGUUUUGAGCUGCUCGAUAGAGGAGGUGUCGGCGGACGGACGUCCGCUCUCGUUCACUGCUCCGAAUGCUCGUCGGUAUGCCACGCUGCCUGCCUGCCAGACGCCAGGGAGCCCGGUGACUAUGUCUGUCCGUGCUGCGCCAACCCCGAAGGUUUCUCAUAUUUUCGGGUUGACCUCGACUGUGAUGUGGAGGCCGCUGUGUCGCCUAGAAAGAAGGCUACGGUUGCGAAGGAAAAGCGUGUGAUGAAUGGACAAUGGCGGCGGGUGAUUGAUCGUAAGUCCGCGAAGGUGCUUCUCGUUGCCUCUCAACUGGCAUCAGCUUCGAUGAAGAGGGCAGUUUCUUUUUCCCGGAACAAGGUGGAGAGGAAGGCCAAGGAUGCAGCUAUCGCCAGGAAGAAAGCCGAGGAGAUGCUUGCCAAAGUGUUUAUGGCAGCGAAGGAGGAGGAUGAAAAGAGAGGCUAG
Messenger RNA from Spirodela intermedia, 708 nucleotides. Lineage: Eukaryota; Viridiplantae; Streptophyta; Magnoliopsida; Alismatales; Araceae. The record is from the annotation of a GenBank genome assembly.